AUGUCCCGCCGCCGAGAAGAAGCAGAGUUUCAGCGCGUCCUCCAGCUCUCCACCCAGCAGGCGAGGACAUUUGCAGCUCUUCCACCGUAUACCCUCUCUAGCGCUCCCUCUGACGACUCUCGCGACAUGGAGCUGCGGCCAGUUAAUCCAGUGUCGACGGGUGACACGCCGUUGACACCUCACCGCCCAGGUCCCAGACGGUCGUCAUACGUGCUAUCGCCAGACCCCGAGGAGAGCAACCGUUCACCACGCCCUCCAAACUUUCCCAAGGCGCAGUUCAAGCUUGUGGUUCCCGCUCGUCCCACUCUCCAGCAACAUUCGCCUGAUCCGAUCGACGCUCUUGACCCUUCGGAACCCUCAGAGUACCACGAUAUCCGCUACAGUUCAGCCGGCGAUAUCCCACAAGAUUACAGUUUUGCGUUUGCUCCGAUCGUCGGCGGUAGAGUGAUCGCAGCCGAUGACACAUUGUUGAGCCCCAGCAGUGGCGCAUCUGGGAGUGUCGCAACGGGAUCUGGAGACGCCAAUUCCAGCUGCACCAACAGCUUCCCACGCUCUUCCGCAUGCGAGCGAAACGUUAAGGAGAAGACGGUCGACAUGGUUGAAACUAAGCGGAAGCGGGUAGGGCGCAAGGCGAAGCAAGCGGCUGCGGACGCUAUCACAGAGGCCUUUGAGGAAACCCCACCCCUACCUACAGCACCUCCUCCGAAACGCAGAGCGAAGAAGGCUAAGGUCUCAAAGACUGGCACGUCCCAACCCACGACACGUUCAACGUCACAGCCGCCACGUAAUGACCCAGAUGAGACUGUUCCACCAGUCCCUACCUCAUCAUGUUCUGAGCAUGACUUGCGUGACGUCGCUCCGCGUGUAUCCGAGGCGCCCACUGCGGCAGGAUCCACGACGACGCCCUCAGGCGAUGCUGCUCCAGAGGUAUGUGAUGGUGCGUCGGAAGCGACUGCGGAAUGCUCCAAGUCGUCCAUGACGGGUUCCGUGAUAUCAUCUGUGGAGCCACUGUCUGCAACCGAACAUUUCUCUCCCGGCAAAAUCAACCCCGGCUCCCCAGUCCGAUCUUCGCCUGGUGCACUGGGCAAAGAUUCUUCAAGCCCCACGACGGCGGUUACGCCUCAGUUCGCCCGAGUCCUGCGACCUGCCCACAGCACUCCACCAGCCUCGUCUUCAACACCUGGUGGAGGGCGAUGGCGCACGCCACGCAAUGAUCUUGCAGGGGUUCUGGCCAAGUUCCCGGGCGCGAGGCGAACGGGCAUGUCGAAGCGCAUCAACAUCGUCCCACUACAUGGCUCCAUAGGCCCUGGCGUCAAAGCACUUCCGCCGCCGCCUCCCAAGAGCAAGAAGAAGGUAGAGGACGACGAGGACGAAGAUGAGGAGGACGAGAACGGCAACCCGAAGAUCAAGGUUGGCAGUCGCGAGUGGCUCAUGAUGGAGGACUAG
Molecule: messenger RNA, 1446 nt
Organism: Cutaneotrichosporon cavernicola
Lineage: Eukaryota; Fungi; Basidiomycota; Tremellomycetes; Trichosporonales; Trichosporonaceae
Exons: 3
Coding region: 1-1446 (481 amino acids)
Source: RefSeq, a predicted model, not a curated record